CUUUAACUUAGUGCGGGCGGUGACAUACAAACAACCAUCUUGAUGGUACCUUCGUUCAUUCAUUUACUAUUUUCCAUCUCCUUUGACUUUGUUAAUACUGUCACAGAAAAUGGUGUUUUUGCUGUCUAUGUAUUCUCCGAAGCAAGUUACAGUUUCUGCACAACCACAGUGGUCCGGUCCUUCUUAUAGGCUAUAUAUAAUCAUGGUGCUCGGAACUUGGUUUUCAAAGAGAGAGAGAGAGAGAGAGAGAGAGAUGGACAAGAGGAUAGAAGGAAUCCUUCACAUGGUCGGAGGAGCUGGGGAAACCAGCUACGCCUCCAAUUCAAAGUUUCCGGUAGUGUUGAACACCUCAACUGUUUGCAUGAACUUAAACAACUUACACUUGCGUUGGCCUCAGCAUAUCUGAUCACUGGUUUGCCAACUGCGUCCCAGGAGAAGGUACUUCACAUGGCGAAGCCAAUACUGGAGGAGGCAAUAGGAAGGGUUUACACGUCGCUGCUCCCCGAGAGGAUGGCGGUGGUCGACUUAGGUUGUUCCUCGGGCCCUAACACUUUGGAGGUGGUCUCCGAGGUGCUCGACGUGGUUGGCAAGCUACGGCGGAGCCUGGGACGCCAGGAGAUGCCGGAGAUCCUGUUCUUCUUGAAUGACCUCCCGGGGAAUGACUUCAAUCACGUCUUCCGGUCUCUGGGAGAUUACAAGAGGAAGGUCGAGGAGGAGAAGGGGAAUCUGCUGGUGCCAUACUACGUCGUGGGAGUUCCAGGCUCCUUCUACGGCAGGCUUUUCCCUUGUCAAAGUGUCCACUUCUUCAACGCUUCCUGUUGUCUCAACUGGCUCUCUCAGGUUCCUGAAGGUGAACAGGGAGUUCUACUCAACAAUAAGAACAUCUAUAUUGCGGAGACAAGCCCAAUGGAAGUUGUGAAAGCAUAUCAAGACCAACACGAAAGAGACUUGUCAGAGUUCCUUCGGUGCCGUCAUGCAGAACUAAGCUACGGAGCAAGAAUGGUAUUGUCAUAUCUAGGAAGGAAAGGGAGUUAUCCACCCUCCAGAGACAUGGGAUACCUUUUCGGCUUGUUAGCCGAAGCCCUGAGUGCUUUGGUGUCACAGGUACCAUUCUCUUCUUUUCUUCUUCUUCACGUAGUUGUCAAUAUCCUUCCUAUAUUCAUGUUAUGGUCUACUCUUCUGUAUCUUACAGCAAAGUUGAAUAUGGUAAAACAUAAAAAGGAAUAAAAGAAUUAAAAAUAUUAAACCAAAUGGUUUCAUUUCAGGAGAGAUAUUUAUAGUGGCUUUUCUGCAUAACUUUAGGAAGAAACAAAAAAAAAUAGUAAAAGGAACCAAGAGUAUUUUAAAUCUAUAGUGUUUUGGAUUGAUCUAAGAAUGCAUAUUUAUAUUGACUAAAAGAUAUAGUAUAAGUACUUUUAAAAUAAUCAAAAAAAUCUAUCAUAUGUAAAUAAAUUAUUUCAUCCUAAUCUAUUUAUUUAAAUCUACUUUUAUAUAUAUUUUUAAUCUAAUUCUAACUAUAUGAAUUAAUCUUAACACGAUCUCUUAAUUCAAAUAAUUGUAACUUAAAAUUAUCUUCAGAAUAAUUUGUUUCCUUUCCCAAAGCUUUUACGAAGAUAUCGACAAACUAGUCUUCUUCAACAUUGCAUCCACCAUUUUCGUAUCUUUAACCUUCUUUAGAGUUUUUAAUAGUUCUUUAUCUUUACUUUACUUAGAAAACUUGUUAGAACCACUAUUGU
Molecule: messenger RNA, 1736 nt
Organism: Musa acuminata AAA Group (dessert banana)
Lineage: Eukaryota; Viridiplantae; Streptophyta; Magnoliopsida; Zingiberales; Musaceae
Product: S-adenosyl-L-methionine:benzoic acid/salicylic acid carboxyl methyltransferase 3-like
Exons: 2
Coding region: 448-1227 (259 amino acids)
Biological process (GO): methylation
Molecular function (GO): S-adenosylmethionine-dependent methyltransferase activity
Source: RefSeq, a predicted model, not a curated record